Pterocles gutturalis (yellow-throated sandgrouse) is the source of this 791-nucleotide messenger RNA. RefSeq names its product transcription factor SOX-6-like. Gene Ontology annotation, cellular component: nucleus. NCBI's taxonomy places the organism in Eukaryota, Metazoa, Chordata, Aves, Pterocliformes, Pteroclidae. The record is from RefSeq and is a predicted model, not a curated record. The transcript is spliced from 5 exons. Gene Ontology annotation, biological process: positive regulation of chondrocyte differentiation; regulation of transcription by RNA polymerase II; central nervous system development. The annotation marks the transcript as partial. Gene Ontology annotation, molecular function: RNA polymerase II cis-regulatory region sequence-specific DNA binding; DNA-binding transcription factor activity, RNA polymerase II-specific.
AAGAAUGUCUUCCAAGCAGGCUACCUCUCCAUUUGCAUGUGCAGCUGAUGGAGAGGAAACAAUGACCCAGGACUUAGCAUCACGAGACAAGGAAGAGGGCAACAGUGAUCAGCAUGCGACCUCUCAUCUGCCUCUACAUAGUGUAAUGCACAACAAACCUCACUCUGAGGAGCUACCAACUCUGGUCACAACCAUUCAGCAAGAUCCUGAGUGGGAUGGAGUCAUCUCAGCCCAACACAGAAUGGAAUCAGAGAGUAAUAAGUUAUGUUCCCUAUAUUCCUUCCGAAAUACCUCUACCUCACCAAACAAGCCCGACGAAGGAGGUCGUGACCGCAGUGAGCUAAUGACCAGUGUUAAUUUUGGAACACCAGAACGCCGCAAAGGAAGCCUUGCAGAUGUGGUGGACACACUGAAGCAGAAGAAACUAGAAGAAAUGACCAGGACUGAGCAAGAGGAUUCAUCCUGCAUGGAAAAGCUACUUUCUAAAGACUGGAAGGAGAAGAUGGAAAAAUUAAAUACAAGUGAUCUCCUUGGAGAAAUUAAAGGUACACCAGAAAGCCUGGCAGAAAAAGAGCGACAGCUCUCUACUAUGAUCACCCAGCUGAUCAGCUUACGGGAGCAGCUCCUAGCUGCCCAUGAUGAACAGAAAAAGCUGGCAGCCUCACAAAUUGAAAAACAGCGGCAGCAAAUGGACCUUGCUCGCCAACAGCAAGAACAGAUUGCAAGACAACAGCAGCAACUUCUGCAACAGCAGCACAAAAUCAAUCUACUGCAGCAGCAAAUUCAGGUCA